Messenger RNA from Effrenium voratum, 540 nucleotides. Lineage: Eukaryota; Dinophyceae; Suessiales; Symbiodiniaceae. The record is from the annotation of a GenBank genome assembly.
AUGGAUAUGGUCCGUGCCGAAGGCGACGCAGCGCUUGCGCGCAUCACCAAGAAGUUCGACGGCGCGGAGCUGUCGCCGGAUGAUCUCAUCAUCGACGUGGCCAGUGCACCAUGGCCCAAGGUGGAGCCCAAAGUGGCCGAGUCCUUAGAUGCCGCCUACGCCAACGUGCGGCGCUUCCAUGCCGCGCAGAAGAAGCCACGGCUUCGGGUGGAGACCAUGCCGGGGGUGGAGUGUCGCCGCCUCGCCGUGCCCAUUGAGGCGGUGGGCCUCUAUGUGCCUGGCGGCACAGCCGUGCUGCCAUCCACCGCGUACAUGCUGGCCACGCCCGCGAAGCUGGCGGGUUGCAAGGAGAUCGUCCUUGCCACGCCUCCACGAGCAGAUGGCAGCAUUUGCCCAGAGGUGGUCUAUGCCGCCAAGCGGGCGGGCGCCACCAAGAUCUUGAAAGCCGGCGGCGCGCAGGCCAUCGAGCUGCUAUGGCUUUCGGCACCAAGAGCUGCCCGAAGGUGCACAAGAUCACGGGCCCUGGCAAUCAAUACGUGA